Lachnellula hyalina is the source of this 3669-nucleotide messenger RNA. Its product is annotated as putative coatomer subunit alpha. Bases 1 to 3669 code for a protein of 1222 amino acids. The record is from RefSeq and is a predicted model, not a curated record. Lineage: Eukaryota; Fungi; Ascomycota; Leotiomycetes; Helotiales; Lachnaceae. Gene Ontology annotation, molecular function: protein binding; structural molecule activity. Gene Ontology annotation, biological process: retrograde vesicle-mediated transport, Golgi to endoplasmic reticulum; endoplasmic reticulum to Golgi vesicle-mediated transport; intra-Golgi vesicle-mediated transport. Gene Ontology annotation, cellular component: COPI vesicle coat. The transcript is spliced from 6 exons.
AUGGCAUCCUCCACCCCAAAUAUGCUUACGAAGUUUGAGUCGAAAUCCUCGAGGGCUAAAGGAAUUGCUUUCCAUCCCAAACGGCCAUGGAUUCUCGUCUCUCUCCACUCGUCGACGAUCCAGCUCUGGGACUACCGUAUGGGAACUUUAAUUGACCGUUUCGAGGAGCAUGAUGGCCCAGUCCGAGGAAUCGACUUCCACAAAACACAACCCCUCUUCGUUUCUGGCGGGGACGACUACAAGAUCAAAGUCUGGUCAUAUCAGACUCGCAGAUGCCUAUUCACGUUGAAUGGCCAUUUGGAUUACGUUCGCACAGUUUUCUUUCACCACGAGCUUCCUUGGAUUAUUUCCAGUUCCGAUGAUCAGACAAUUCGGAUUUGGAACUGGCAGAACAGAUCACUGAUUUGCACUAUGACCGGCCACAACCAUUAUACCAUGUGUGCGCAAUUCCAUCCCAAAGACGAUUUGGUAGUUUCUGCCUCCCUAGAUCAGUCCGUCCGAGUUUGGGAUAUUUCCGGCCUACGAAAGAAGCACUCAGCUCCCACCUCAAUGACCUUCGAAGAUCAAAUGUCUCGAGCGAAUCAGAAUCAAGCGGAUAUGUUUGGUAAUACGGAUGCCGUAGUCAAAUUUGUGCUGGAGGGGCACGACAGGGGUGUAAACUGGGUUGCAUUCCAUCCCACAUUACCGCUCAUCGUUUCUGCGGGUGACGAUAGGCUCGUGAAACUGUGGAGAAUGAGUGAAACCAAGGCUUGGGAAGUUGAUACAUGUCGAGGCCAUUUCCAGAAUGCUUCAGGAUGCCUGUUCCAUCCCCACCAAGACCUGAUUUUGUCUGUGGGUGAAGACAAGACAAUCCGAGUGUGGGACCUCAACAAGCGCACUUCAGUACAGUCUUUUAAGCGGGAAAAUGAUCGAUUCUGGGUUAUUGCUGCUCAUCCCGAGAUCAAUCUCUUUGCGGCUGGACACGAUAAUGGUGUAAUGGUCUUUAAGCUUGAACGGGAAAGACCUGCAUCUGCCUUUUACCAGAACAACCUCUUUUUCAUUACCAAGGACAAGCACGUUCGAUCAUACGAUUUCCAAAAGAACGUUGAGAGCCCAACUUUGUUGACCCUGAAGAAGCUUGGUAGCCCCUGGGUCCCACCGCGAUCUCUUUCAUAUAAUCCAGCGGAAAGAGCUAUUUUGGUUACAUCUCCUGCAGAUGGCGGAUCUUACGAACUCAUAAACCUCCCAAGGGACGGUUCAGGCUCUGUCGAUGCAACUGAUACCAAGCGCGGCCAGGGAACUUCAGCGCAAUUUGUAGCACGAAACCGUUUCGCAGUUUUCAAUGCUUCGACCCAGCAGAUUGAUAUCAAGGAUCUAUCUAACUCAACCACGAAAACCAUCAAACCACCAACUGGAACUACUGAUAUUUACUUUGGCGGGACCGGAAACCUGCUUCUGAUAACCCCAACCACAGUCUACUUGUACGAUAUUCAGCAGAAGAAGAGCACAGCAGAAUUAGCUGUGAGCGGAGUAAAGUAUGUUGUCUGGUCGAAUGAUGGACUGUACGCUGCACUUCUGAGCAAGCACAAUGUCACUAUUGUUACAAAGACUUUGGAACAAGUCAGCACUCUGCACGAGACGAUUCGAAUCAAGAGCGCGACAUGGGAUGAUGCAGGUGUUCUUCUCUACUCCACCCUCAACCACAUCAAAUAUACCCUGUUGAAUGGAGACAAUGGCAUUGUCCGAACCCUCGACCAAACAGUCUACCUCGUGCGUGUGAAGGCUCGCAGUGUUUACUGUCUGGACCGAAAUGCCAAACCAAAGCUCUUGAACAUUGACCCAACCGAGUAUCGAUUCAAGCUCGCAUUAGUCAAGCGAAAUUAUGAGGAAAUGCUGCAAAUCAUCAAGAACUCAAGUCUUGUUGGUCAAAGCAUUAUCUCAUACCUGCAGAAGAAGGGAUACCCUGAAAUUGCACUCCAGUUCGUCCAAGAUCCCCAGACUCGGUUCGAGCUUGCUAUUGAGUGCGGCAACUUGGAAGUUGCUGUUGAGAUGGCAAAGCAGCUGGACAGACCCAAGCUCUGGUCGCGGUUAACAACAGAAGCCCUUGCCCAUGGCAACCAUCAAAUUGUUGAAAUGGCGUAUCAGAAAUUAAGGCAGUUCGACAAGCUGUCAUUCCUGUAUCUUUCUACAGGUGAUGAGGCAAAGCUCACCCGAAUGGCCAAGAUUGCCGAGCACCGUGGCGAUUUCACUGCUCGGUUCCAGAAUGCUUUGUAUCUCGGGGAUGUUAAUGAUCGGAUACAAAUGUUCAAAGAGAUUGACCUAUAUCCUCUUGCAUACAUGACAGCCAAAUCUCACGGCUUGGAAGAAGAGUGCGAAUCUAUUCUUGAGGUGACCGGUCUUACUGAAGAACAGAUCACUCUACCAACUAUUGGCACUCCCCUAUCUCCACCCAAACCAAUCGUGCCUACAUUCAAGGCCAAUUGGCCAACCAAGGCCACCUCUCAAUCAUUCUUCGAGAAGGCUCUGCUUGGCCAAGUCGAGGGCCUGUCGCUAGAAGAUGAGCCAACCGCAACGUCGAAUGGAUUUGGAUUUGACGAGGCAGGAGAGGAUGAUGGGGCGAAAAGAAACGGCAACCUCAUUGAUGCGGACGAUGACGAGGACGCUGCUGGCUGGGAUAUGGGUGAUGAUAUUGUUCCGGAAGUGGAGAGCGAUUUCGUCAACGUAGACAGUGCUGAAGCUGGUGCCGGAAGCAGUGAAGCAGAUUUAUGGGCCCGCAAUUCCCCCUUGGCUGCUGACCACGUGGCCGGAGGCUCUUUUGAGUCCGCCAUGCAGUUGCUCAAUCGACAACUCGGUGCAGUUAACUUUGAGCCCUUGAAGCCUCGAUUCUUGGAGAUCUACCAAGCUUCGAAGACCUAUCUCCCCGCCUCUGCUGGUCUACCUCCUCUCAUCAACUAUGUCCGCCGAACAGUUGACGAAACUGAUCCUCGAAAAGUCCUCCCCAUCAUCCCCCGAGAUAUCGAGUCCUUGGCUACAAAUGAUCUUCAAAGGGGUUAUGACGCUAUGCGGACCAACAAACUUGAAGACGGUGCUCGUAUCUUCAAAGGUAUCCUUCACGCUCUUCUGGUAAACGCGGUAUCAACAGCUUCAGAAGUUGAAGAAGCUAGAAAGCUCAUUGCAUCCGCAAGCGAAUAUAGCAUUGCUAUGAACAUUGAGCUAUCACGCCGAAAGCUUGGUAGCGCAGAAGAAAUCGCCAAAUCACCCGAGAAGCUCAAGCGUAGUCUUGAACUCUCUGCAUACUUCACAAUCCCCAAGCUCGAGGUUCCACAUAGACAGAUCGCGUUGGUGAGCGCGAUGAAGCUGGCCUACACCAGCAAGAACUUCAACUCGGCUUUGAGCUUUGCGAACAGAAUGUUGGCCAAUGGCGGGGCAACUAAGAUGCUCGAUAAUGCACGAAAAACGAAAGCUCAAUGUGAACGAAACCCUAAUGACGCAAAUGAGAUUGAAUUUGAUCAGUUCGCCGAGUUUGACAUCUGCGCCGCUUCAUACACACCCAUCUACUCUGGGUCCGCGUUUGAAGUAUGUGCUUUCGACGGAAGCAAGUACCAUUCUAAAUACAAGGGAACAGUAUGUGCAGUUUGCGGCGUCUGUGAAGUUGGAAAGAACGGGAGUGGAUUGAAGCUUGUUGCAUGA